AUGACAUGCAAUUUGCCAUCACUAUCGAGGCAAAGAGUGGCGAUAGCCAGGUUGAAGCAUCCAGCCAACAUGGGCUCCACCUCCCAAGAAGUUCGGCUCUUCGCUCUCGUCCUCUGUCCCAGCAAAGAAUGCUAUCAGGCAGCACCUGUGCAGCAAUGUUACUUUUGCCCCAUGAAAGGGACGAAGAACUCGCUGGAGACCGGGAGGACCUUUUCCACACUCUUGGCAGACCUGGAAUUCCGACAGAAACUUCUCGAAGCUCAUUCAGAAGAUGAAUUCAAGCAGCUGUUAUCGAAACAGGCUCAGAUCCUGGCCGACGAGCAGAACAGCGUCGAGAAACGACUCUUGGAGAACCAUGUCGAUUCCACAGAUGCUGAUCACCCGAAGGAGAGAUGGUGCCAGUUCGGGAAGGACAUAAUGGAUGACCUGUGUCGACGGCUGCCCCUUUACAUCAGCGAUUACACGGAUGGCUUGUCCGGCUCGAAGACGAUUCAGAAAGUGAUAUCUUCUACCCUUUUCCUCUAUUUCGCCUGCAUCCUCCCUGCCAUCGCUUUUGGAGUCCUCAAUAGCCAAAACACUCAUGGCUUAAUUAAUGUGAAGCGCGUGAUAAUAGGACAAACGAUCGGAGGAUUGACGUUCGUAAUUUUAAGCGGACAGCCUCUCACGAUCCUCCUUACGACGGCGCCCCUUUCCAUCUACAUUAAAAUCAUAUACAACGUCUGCGAGGAUUUCCAACUCGAUUUCUUCGCAAUGUACUGCUGUGUGGGUCUGUGGAACGCAUUCUUCCUCAUAUGCUACUCCCUUUUCGGAGUGAGUCGCCUGAUGAGGUGGAGCACGCGAUCCACCGAGGAGAUCUUUGCACUCUUCAUCUCCGUCGCCUUCUGUGUUGACGUCACACGAGACGUCAUCAAAGAUUUCGCCAACAACUACUAUUCCCCGGGAUGCAUGGCGACCGGACUGGUGUUAUUGAAUGAGAGUGAGCCGUUGAUCGGACCCUAUUCGCUGCAGGACUUCUCUCCAGAUGCCUUUGAUUAUUUGAGUGCCAACUCCUCUCCCGCACUCCCAGAGCAGUCCUUCGAGGGGUGUCGACGAGAGAGCUCCAUUCUUUUCCUCUUCCUUAUGCUUGGGACCCUCUGGUUAGGUGUAUUCCUUUACAACUUCAAUAAAACGAUGUCCAUUGUGAGUUUGAUCAUGGGCGGAUCGAUUUUCUCGCCUCUUACUGCUCGUACACGAGCGUUCAUCGUCAUCAAUGUUGAAAAACUUCUUCAUACAGUGGAACGUUUCAAAUACGACGACACGAGAGUGUUCAACAUGGCGGCGUUGGAAAAGCUAUCAGUGGAAGCCAUCUUCGCAGGCAUGGGCCUCGGCUUCUCCCUUUCCUUGCUCUUCUUCAUGGAUCAGAACAUCUCAUCCGCCAUGGUCAAUAACCCCUGCAAUAAAUUGAAGAAGGGACCGGGGUACCACUUGGACUUGUUCGUCGUGGCCGUGUUGAAUGCAUUCUUGUCCAUAUUUGGGCUUCCCUGGGUGCACGGAGCCAUCCCCCAUUCUCCUCUUCAUGUCAGGAGCCUGGCCGACGUCGAGGAGCGUGUCGACCAGGGACACGUCCAUGAAAUGUACUCUGUCGCUUUCUUGUCUCUGAGGCUUUUAUCUCUCCAGUGGGUCCACGUCGUGACGGUGCGAGAGACGCGACUGACGGGAAUGUUCGCUCACGUCCUCAUCGGGCUUUCCAUUCUCAUGCUUCCCCUACCGUUGGCCUACAUCCCGACGGCCGUCCUCGACGGGCUUUUCCUUUACAUGGCCGUCACUGCUCUCAACGGGAAUCAGAUGUUCGAGAGGAUUACACUUCUCUUCACGGAACAGCAUACGAAAAAGAAAAAUGAAUGGAGCGGGGGAGGAGGGGAGGAAACUGCAUCUCUUAUCGAACCAAAAUCUCGCAUCUUCAAAAAGCGAAGACAUUCAGUGUUCUACUUCAACCCUGAGGAGUUGGAGCUUCAAAUUUCCUGGACAGACACGGUUGAUGGGUGCGAAGCCUGCCCAAGUUCGUUCCUCGAGGCGGCGUAUCCUCCGAAUCAUUACAUCCGAAGAGUGCCACAGAGGAAGAUUCAUCAGUUCACGGCGUGUCAGGUGCUUCAACUAUUGUUUAUGUGCGUCGUUGGCUUCUAUCCAUGGCCAUAUGUCAAAAUGGUCUUCCCCAUCCUCCUCCUCGUUCUCAUGCCCUUGAGGCAUAAGGUGAUCCCGAAACUGAUCGAGAAGAAAUUCCUAGAUGCACUGGAUGCGCAGCAUCAGUAA
This is a messenger RNA of Darwinula stevensoni, 2289 nucleotides long. The record is from the annotation of a GenBank genome assembly. Lineage: Eukaryota; Metazoa; Arthropoda; Ostracoda; Podocopida; Darwinulidae.